AAAAGCUUUCAACUUGAACUUGCUCAAUUUUUGCCAUACACAUUUUCCCUCGAAGACAAGGUUUUUGUGUGUGUGUGCAUUUGCUCACAACCUGUUUGAUUAUAUGGGACUAGUGUGAAGACAAGGCUACAAUGUUGAUGAUGAAACUUGUUCUCAAGUGGGUUUCUUCUGUUUUUGUUGUCUUGCUUCUGUUCUUGUUGAAUGGAGCAUUUUCAGCAACAUCUUCUUCAUCAUACACUCCUCCUGAUAACUAUCUCAUUGCUUGUGGUUCCUCAAAAAACAUCACCUUCCAAGGCCGCACCUUUGUUCCUGAUUCACAGCAUUCUUCACUAGUGUUCAAAACUGGGGAUUCUCUUGUUUCUGCUAGUUCCAAUUCUAGUACUGCACCAUCCCCAAUUUACCAAUCAGCUAGGAUCUUCACUGAUACAGCUACAUAUAGGUUUGAGAUUGCGCAACAGGGUCGGCACUGGGUCCGGCUUUAUUUUUCGCCUGUCCGGAACUCCGGUCACGAUUUGAAUUCUGCUUCUGUGACAGUUGUUACUGAUAAUUUUGUUCUCUUGAGCAAUUUCACAUUUAGGAGCUACAAUGGUUCUUAUAUGUUUAGGGAAUAUGCUAUCAAUGUUACCUCUGAUACCUUGACUAUGACCUUUAUCCCUUCUAAUGGUUCAAUUGCCUUUGUCAAUGCAAUUGAAGUUGUGUCUAUGCCUGAUGAUUUGUUUGUUGAUCAGGCAUUGGCCCUUAACCCCUCGGCCCCAUUCAGCGGCCUCUCUGAACUCGCUUUCGAAACAGUUUACCGGGUGAACAUAGGAGGUCCCUUGAUUACUGCCCAAAAUGACACCCUUGGAAGGACUUGGGAGAAUGAUCUGAAGUACCUCCAUGUGAACAGCUCGGUCACUAAUGUGUCGGUUGAUCCUUCUAUCAUCAAGUAUCCGGCAGGCGUGACGCCUCAGACGGCUCCGAAUUGGGUCUAUGCCACAGCUGAAGCAAUGGGGGAUCCAAAUGUGCCCAAUUCCAAUUUCAACAUUACUUGGGUCUUCCCUGUGGAUCCAAGUUUCUCGUAUUUUAUCCGGGCACAUUUUUGUGAUAUUAUGAGUACUUCAUUGAACACUUUAGUGUUCAAUAUGUUCAUAAACUCUGACAUAGCUAUUGGAAGCCUUGAUCUCUCAUCCAUAACCAACGACUUGGAUGUGCCUUACUUUAAGGACUUCGUCUCCAAUGCUUCGGACUCUAACACUUUAACAGUAAGUGUUGGUCCUGAUACCAUGGCAGAUCUCACUAAUGCUACUAUGAAUGGAUUGGAGAUAAUGAAAAUCAGCAAUGCAUUGAGGAGUUUGGAUGGGCUUUCUUCAGUUGAGAGUCUCCUUCCUAGUUCACAAUCAAAGAAGAACAAGAUAGGAAUAAUAGUUGGUUGUGCUGUUGGAGCUUUAGCUGCCAUAAUAUUUGUUGGAUUAUGUUGUUAUUUCUGCUUGGUACAACGCAAAUCAAAGGAUACUCAACAAGGUGGUCAUCCAUGGCUGCCUUUGCCCUUGCAUGGAAACUCUCAGACCAUGACAAAAAUGUCAACACUGUCGCAAAAGAGUGGAACUGCAAGUUGCAUAUCUUUGGCUUCCUCAAAUCUUGGACGCUUCUUCACUUUCCAAGAAAUUCUAGACGCAACCAACAAAUUUGAUGAGAAGUUGCUUCUUGGUGUUGGUGGUUUUGGUAGAGUUUACAAGGGAACUCUUGAUGAUGGAACCAAUGUAGCUGUUAAGAGAGGCAAUCCUAGAUCUGAACAAGGUAUUGCUGAAUUCCGAACAGAAAUCGAAAUGUUAUCCAAGCUUCGCCACCGUCAUCUUGUGUCUCUCAUUGGUUAUUGCGAUGAGAGGUCAGAAAUGAUUCUUGUCUAUGAAUACAUGGCUAAUGGACCCCUCAGGAGCCACUUGUAUGGAACUGACCUGCCACCUCUGUCCUGGAAGCAGCGGCUCGAAAUCUGCAUUGGAGCAGCAAGAGGCCUCCAUUACCUCCACACAGGUGCAUCUCAAAGCAUAAUUCAUAGGGAUGUAAAGACAACAAACAUCCUCUUAGAUGAUAACUUCGUCGCCAAGGUUGCUGAUUUCGGCCUCUCCAAAACUGGUCCUGCUCUUGAUCAAACUCAUGUGAGCACUGCUGUCAAGGGCAGUUUCGGUUAUCUUGAUCCCGAAUAUUUCAGGAGACAACAGCUUACAGAGAAAUCAGAUGUCUAUUCUUUUGGAGUAGUUCUAAUGGAAGUGUUAUGCACAAGGCCGGCUUUGAACCCUGUCCUUCCAAGGGAGCAGGUUAAUAUAGCUGAAUGGGCAAUGACUUGGCAGAAAAAGGGUAUGCUUGAUCAAAUCAUGGAUCAAAAUCUAGUUGGAAAAGUCAACCCUGCUUCUCUUAAGAAGUUUGGGGAGACUGCUGAGAAAUGCUUGGCUGAGUAUGGUGUGGAUAGGCCAUCCAUGGGAGAUGUCUUGUGGAACCUUGAAUAUGCUUUGCAACUCCAGGAGACCUCGUCGGCACUUUCGGAGCCGGAAGAUAAUAGCACCAACCACAUUACCGGAAUCCAGUUGACUCGUCUUGAGCAAUUCGACAACAGUGUGAGUAUGAUGGAUGGGGGCAUUUCUGGCACCGAUGAUGAUGCUGAAGAUGCUGCGACAAGUGCAGUGUUCUCGCAAUUGGUAAAUCCUCGUGGAAGAUGAGUUCUUUCUUGUGUACCAUUUGUUCAAGCCUUGGACUAAAUUGAAAGUCCUGAUUGAUGAAUGAAAGUUGUUUCUCAUUUCAUUAUUGUUUUUGUAAUUCUUUUUCUUUUUUGCUCAUAACAUAAAGUUACCAUGUAAUAUAGUAUAGUUGUUCAGUUCUACAAUAAAAGUUAGAUUUGGUGAACCAUCUUACAUGCA
Molecule: messenger RNA, 2891 nt
Organism: Arachis stenosperma
Lineage: Eukaryota; Viridiplantae; Streptophyta; Magnoliopsida; Fabales; Fabaceae
Product: receptor-like protein kinase THESEUS 1
Exons: 3
Coding region: 132-2693 (853 amino acids)
Biological process (GO): protein autophosphorylation
Cellular component (GO): plasmodesma; plasma membrane
Molecular function (GO): ATP binding; transmembrane receptor protein tyrosine kinase activity
Source: RefSeq, a predicted model, not a curated record